AAACAGCUGAUAGUUUUCCAAAUUCAUUUUUACAAUAAGUUAAUUGCCCACAUCGGCAAAUUUAUUAGAAAAUUUUCUAUUAAAAAUAUAAAAGAUGAAUGAAGCGGACAGUUUUGCGGAAAUAUUCAGGGGCGGCUUACCCCACUGCCUUCUUAUUGUGUUUUCCAUGUUGUUAAUAUGCUCACCGGUAAUGCCGAGCGAAUUCGAGGUUAUUUCCAUGUCCAAAUACGAUCUAAAUGGACAGCAUUAUGGAAGCCGCGUUUCUGCAAUAUCCCUUGAAGCGAGAUCUCUGUACUCGUGGAAUACUUCUAGGCACUGUGUCCUCACACGAUUAACGGACUUGUCAAUCCAUGAUUUCGAUAAAUUACGGCAAGGUGCAGGAGGUCUAAUUCUCAUGUUGCCGUCGAAUAUAUUGAAUCUGGAUCUAGAAACCAAAGAACUUAUAACUAUUUUGGAGCAAUCAAUGCUGACCCACACAGCUGCAAUUCCCAUUUACUUUGCUCCGUACAACAAAGAUUUGGAAAAGAUCAUCGAUGAUAUAACGUAUACGACUACGGAUAGUCAUCAAAAUCAAACGGCAUUGGCUCAAUUGGUUGUAACCGUCUCGGCCAACAGAUAUCACAUAAAUGUCGGCGGCGGCAGCAUUGCGGCUAAUAAGAAUAGCAAAAUUCCCAUUAUCCAUGGCGAACUGAUACCCAAUCAAUUGGCCCUAAAACCCACGGAAUCUGUUGCAGAUGGACAGAAACUUCCCGUCAUCUUGAUAACCGCGAAUCUGAAAACCUUUGGUAUAUAUAAUGAUUACCCGGUGAAUGCUGAUGCUGCAGUUUUGCUGGUGCUGAUGGAGUUGUUCAGUAAAUUGCACUAUACCUCCAGUAUGGCACCCAAGUACCGUCUACGAUUUUUGCUUUCGGACGCAGGCGUCCUACUGAACUUCCAGGGCUCCAAGAAGUGGCUCGAGGUUGAUGAUAAUGCGCUGCAGAACGUUGAGUUUGUGCUUUGUUUGGACACCAUUAGCGAAAGCUUAUCCUACACAACAGACAACGCUUUGUACAUGCAUGUCUCUAAGCCCCCCAAGGAUAAGACUUCUAUCAGCAACUUCUUCAAACUCUUGAAAUCAUCAGCUGAAAAGUAUUCGAAUGGUCUGGCCGUCGAGGGUGUGCAUAAGAAGAUCAACCUGGCAGACACCAAACUGGCUUGGGAGCACGAGCGGUUCAGCAUAAAGCGCUAUCCUUCAUUCACCCUAUCGUCUGUAAAGAGUCCUCGCAGCCCCAUCCGGACAACCAUUUUCAAAAACGACGAAAGUCGUCUUGUAGAACACACUCUCAACACGACGCGAAUUAUUGCGGAGGCUUUGGCUAGUUUUAUGUACAAAGUGGAUCAAAGCUCCAGCAUUUUUGAGGGACAGUUGGCUAUUAAGGAAGAAAACAUCCGGCCAUACUUUGGAGUUAAAUCCAUUUUGCAUAAUAACGACGUGAAGGAUGCUUUCGAAAAGUAUCUUAACAAUGUUAAGAUCAUCUACGAUAAGCCAGACGGCAGAGACCCAGAAUUUAUGUUCUAUAACGAGAACGAGGUGAAACUGAAUGUUUAUAGAGUGAAACCAGCGAUCUUUGAUCUCUUCCUAACUUUCGUCAUUGGCGCCUACCUAUUGGCUGUAUUCCUCGCCAUACAAUAUUUCCCCCGAUUUUACGAUGAAGUUUCCAAGCUAACGAAAGAGGAGCCCGUGGGACAAUUCAAUGGACACUCUUCUGAGCGACUCAGAAUGAAAUCACAUUAGUAUCGUGGUAUUGAGUAGUAUAUGAUUGCGAGUAGGGAAAUUUAUGUUCAAAAUUAUUUUUCAAACCUUUUCUAAUGCCAAUUGAACGAUUGUUAAUUUAAAGUUAAUAAAUUCUAUACUGUAGAGAUCUGUCCACGGGUGAUGUGGCUAUCAAAAUA
Messenger RNA from Drosophila santomea, 1932 nucleotides. RefSeq names its product nicalin. Gene Ontology annotation, cellular component: endoplasmic reticulum membrane. Gene Ontology annotation, biological process: regulation of signal transduction. The record is from RefSeq and is a predicted model, not a curated record. Lineage: Eukaryota; Metazoa; Arthropoda; Insecta; Diptera; Drosophilidae.